Molecule: messenger RNA, 1911 nt
Organism: Cataglyphis hispanica
Lineage: Eukaryota; Metazoa; Arthropoda; Insecta; Hymenoptera; Formicidae
Product: SET domain-containing protein SmydA-8-like
Exons: 9
Coding region: 244-1779 (511 amino acids)
Molecular function (GO): protein binding
Source: RefSeq, a predicted model, not a curated record
AUCCGUUAUCCGAAGCAGCACAAAUCUCGUCCGGUAAUUUAAUUUAUGCCAUUUUGGCGCGGCUUGUACGUGAUAUUUUUAAUAAGCUCGAGAUAUAAAGUGCGCGGCAAACGCGAGCUUUAGUUCAGAAACAAGCCUUUGAUCGUUCGAUCAGCAUCGUCAUCAUUUAUUGACAAGGAAUAAUAAUAAUAAUAAUAAAAACAUUCGAGAAGAGUGCUCGAUCCUUUAAUUUUUAAAUCGAACAUGUCGCAAAAAUCGGAGAGUGAUGUAUCCGCGGAAGGAUCUACAUCGCAGGCAUACAAGGUGCUUCGGAAUGAUCAAGUUGGUAGAUACAUGGUAGCGAAUAGAGAAUUGCAAGCUGGCGAAGAAAUCUUAACGGAAACACCUUUCGUUGUCGGGCCGAAGGCAUGCACUUAUCCCUUGUGUCUUUCUUGCUACACACCUUGGCCGCCUAGUCCGGACGACAAACCGCUCUGCUCCAAAUGCGGAUGGCCCGUUUGUAAUCAAGAAUGCGAGAACUCUCCGCAACAUAAAGAUUACGAGUGUCAAGUAUUUGUGCAGGCGAAUGAGAAAUUUAAUGCGGAUGUCGCGCUGGAUGGAAAUAAUGGUGUUCCGCAAUUAGAAUGCAUAACGCCCUUAAGAUUAUUGUUGGAAUCGGAGAAGAAUGCCAAGAGAUGGAACGAGGAAGUGAAGGAUAUGGAGGCGCACAAUAAGAUAAGAUGUGAAAAAACACAGUGGAAGUCGGACCACGUCAACAUCGUAGAUUACCUGAGGAAACGACUCAAACUCGAUAGAUUUUCGGAAGAAUGCAUACAAACAGCGUGCGGGAUUUUGGAGAUUAACACGUUUGAAGUUCGGACGACGAAAGGAUUCACCGCACGAGGUCUUUAUCCAACGGUCGCUAUGAUGAAUCACUCAUGUGUCUCAAACAUGUCUCACAGUAUAUCGCCGAUCGAUUACAGGAUACGACUGCGUACCACGCUUAAGAUUCCUGCGGGCGGUGAACUUUACGCGAGUUAUACGCACUCGUUACUCCCAACAAUGCUACGGAGGGAACAUCUACUCGAGGGCAAAAACUUUGCGUGCGCGUGCCCGCGAUGUUCUGAUCCCACAGAAUUGGGCACCCAUAUGUCCUCUCUUAAAUGCAACAAGUGCGACAAUGGAAUUAUCUUACCGUUGGAUUCUCUAGAUUCGAAAAGUACAUGGAAUUGUACACAUUGUGACUUUUCCACCAAUGGACAAGCCGUACGAAAAAUUUUUGGGAUUAUUCAAGCGGAAGUAGACGCCGCUGAAGCUAUCAGUGGAGCUGACGGAGCCGAUGCGAUUCACGAAAGAGAGACCGUUAUAAAAAAAUAUCGAUCAGUUUUACAUCCCCGUCACGCUUUUCUUACGAUAUUAAGACACUCAUUAACUCAAAUGUAUGGCCGAGUUGAGGAAUAUUUGCUGGACGAUUUGCCGGAUGUUGUACUAGAGCACAAAGUUGACAUGUGCCGUUUAUUGCUUCAAGUAUUGGACGUUGUGGAACCUGGAUAUUCACGAAUAAGAGGCAUGACGUUAUACGAGUUGCACGCACCACUGCUCUUUUUAGCGAAAGGUCAAUGGAAUGCCGGUGUCAUUGACGAGGCCGGAUUAAAGUCUAAAAUGAUAGAAGCCGCGACUAUCUUAAAAGAAGCGGCUACAAUAUUAACUUUAGAGCCACCGGAGACAGCUGAAGGACAAAUAGGAAUCGUCGCAAAAGAAUCUCUCGUCCAGCUGGAACAAUCUAUAAAUAAUUUAUAAAUUUAUUUUAAAGAGAUGUUUCUCUCUCUCUCUUUCUGUUAUUUGUUUACAGAAAUUUACAUUAUUAAGCGUCUCGAUGUAUUUUGAUGUUUUUUUUCUCUCAUUAUUAAAAGCUGCUAAUUGAAUUUACGA